AUGCCCGUCCUCGUCCCGCCGGCACCCAACCUCCGGCCAUCCCAGAAGACAUAUGUCGACGGAUACAACUCGAUCGUGUCCCGCGUCCGCCGCCGCGGAGGCGCAGGAUCGGGCGGCGUAGUCGUAUUCGUCUCGGUUGAUGUCGAUGGACUCCUCGCUACACGCAUCCUUGCAGCUCUGUUCCAGCAGGACGACGUCGCAUACCGCAUCGUGCCCAUUGGGGGAUACUCGGAGCUCGAGGCGCGGAGAGAUGAGGCUCUCGCUUCAGAGGAGCUACACACGCUGAUCCUGCUCUCGCUCGGCUCAUUGUUGAAUCUCGCCGAGUACUUCCACCUCCCCGAGGGGGUGCAUCUGCACAUCAUCGACGCUCACCGUCCGUGGAACCUGGACAACCUCUUCGGCCUAGAAGUCGACGGCGAGGGCGACCGCAUCUGGGUCUGGGGCGACGGCGACGAGGUCAAGCUCGACAAUGUCAAGAAGUCCUGGGAGGCUCUGGAGGUGGCUGACGCCCAGCCAAGAAAGAUGCCCCGCGCAAUCCGAGACGCCCACAUCGAGCGCGUGAACCGGUACUACCACGCCGGAACGUCGUACGGCAUGUCGAUCGCGCUGACAGUGUACCUACUGGCAACCGUGCUCGAGCGGGCCGACAACGACCUGCUGUGGCUGUCAAUCCUAGCCGUGACGCACCAGUACGUGGCGGCCGAAAUUGACCGAUCACGGUAUGAGGGGGAGCACGAGCUGCUCCUGGACGAAGUGGUGCGGUUGAACCCCGAGACCACCGGCCCUCCAGACCCAGACAACAGGAGCAUAUCCCGGAGCGACGAGUUCCGCUUCGUCCUCUUCCGGCACUGGAACCUGUACGACUCGAUGCUGCACAGUGGCUACGUCGCGGGCCGAAUGGGGAUCUGGAAAGACCGCGGACGGAAGAAACUCCAGGGCCUGCUGGCCAAAAUGGGCUUCUCGCUGGCCCAGUGCACCCAAGCCUAUGCGCACAUGGACGUAAGCCUGAAGCGCGACCUGAGGGGGAAGCUGGACGCGAUCGCGCCAGAGUAUGGCCUCGUCGAGCUCGAGUAUCCCAGCUUUGUGAGGGCGUAUGGGUUCGAGAUGGCCGCGCUCUCGGCGGCGGACGCGUGCGAGGGCCUCGAGGCGCUGCUCGAGGCCGCGAAGGGGAUCAAGCUCGAGGUGGAGCAGGACGGCGGCCGGGGCGGUGGCGAGUGGUUCGGCUCCCUCAAGGUGUGGAGCGUGGACGACGAACCGGUCGAAAAGCCAGAGACGGAGAGCAAGAGCCAGCCCUGGCACGUGCAGAACUUUUGGAUCGCCUACGAUGCGUGCGACAAGCUCCUCCGCCGCAGCCUGCCGCUCGCCAAGACGCUGCACCGCGCCAUCAUCCGGCAAGGCAGCGCCAUCCUCGACAAGGGCAUCAUCCGCCCGCUGCGUUCCUUCCGUUUCGCAGCCAUCAAGGAGGGUCCCGACCUAAAACUGUUUUCCCACCCGUCAACCCUGUCCCGUCUAGCGCUGUGGCUCGUGGACGCGACACGCGACCGCUGGGCCGAGCGCGAGGAGCGCAGCGGGCGCAACGUCACCUCGCUGCCCUUUGUCAUCGCCUGUCUGGACGAGGAGAAGGACGCCUACAUGGUCGUAGGCGUCACGGGGGCGGUCGAGUAUGGCGAUGUGCGGAAGAACAAGUUUGGCCUCGCGUUCCAGCAAGCCAGCGAGGAGAGUGGGGUCGAGAGUAAGAUGGAGAUGUUUGACACGAGCGUUGUCGAGGGUAGCGAGGCCGCGAGCGCGACGACAGCCGCGCGAGAGGCGGAGCGCGAUUGA
This is a messenger RNA of Trichosporon asahii var. asahii CBS 2479, 1821 nucleotides long. Its product is annotated as cell division control protein 45. Gene Ontology annotation, biological process: mitotic DNA replication preinitiation complex assembly; double-strand break repair via break-induced replication; DNA replication initiation. Bases 1 to 1821 code for a protein of 606 amino acids. Gene Ontology annotation, cellular component: DNA replication preinitiation complex. The transcript has 6 exons. NCBI's taxonomy places the organism in Eukaryota, Fungi, Basidiomycota, Tremellomycetes, Trichosporonales, Trichosporonaceae. Gene Ontology annotation, molecular function: single-stranded DNA binding; chromatin binding; DNA replication origin binding. The record is from RefSeq and is a predicted model, not a curated record.